CCGACCUGACCCCGCCCCUCGCUGUGUGCAGGGGCGCUCCAUGUGACGCUGAGCCCGGACACAAAAAUCCAGUAUGGCGGAAUCUGUCAGGAGAUGAAUUUUUCGCGGCCCCCUCCUCUUCUUGCUAAGCCGAGGAAAAGCCCGGGAGUUGGAGCAUGAGAGAGGACUAAACGCCGCGUGGGACCCACGUCCGGACGCCUGGUCGCCUCCGGGCCCGUUGUGUCGAGCUUCCGGUUGGCAUCAGCGAUUGAUGCUGUUGAUUGCAAUAGCAAAGAAUAAAACACAGCCUGCUGAUCUCUGUGCAUCAGAUCGAUAUCAUCUGCACACACAGGUGCUCGCCGACAUUACCUUCAGCAAUGACGUCACACAGUCAUCAAGAGGGGAUCCUGGGAAAGGAACAGCCACUGGAGGUUCUGAAGACGUCGGCGCUCAACCACAUCCCAACAGUGGACAUCAACUCAGCACUGCCCCUCCGCCUCCCCCCCGCCGCCAUCCCUAUGGAUCUGCGCAUGGACCAGCACCAACAGCAGCAGCAGGUGUCCCCGCUGUCUCCUCCCCGCCAGCAUUCCCCGCUAGGGGGAACAGGCCAGGCCGGCGGGGGCGUGGCCUCCGCUCCUGUGCGCGAGCAACAGCUGCAACAGGAGUUACUGACCCUGAAGCAGAAGCAGCAGAUCCAGAGGCAGAUCCUCAUCGCCGAGUUCCAACGGCAGGACGAGCAGCUUUCCCGCCAGCACGAGGCCCAGCUCCAGGAACACAUAAAGCAGCAACAGGAGCUGCUAGCGAUCAAGCACCAACAGGAGCUUCUAGAGCAUCAGAGGAAAAUGGAGAACCACCGUUUGGAGCAGGAGCUGGAGAAGCAGCAGCGCGAGCAGAAGCUGCUGCUGCUGAAGAACAAGGAGAGGGGGCAGGAGAGUGCGGUAGCCAGCACUGAGGUUAAGAAGCGUCUCCAGGAGUUUGUUCUCAACAAGAAAAAGGCCCUGGCUCAGCGGAGCUUCAACCAGGGCGGUCCCCUCAAUGAUGCCCCCUACUGGUACAGAAAAACGCAGCACAGCUCUCUGGACCAGAGCUCGCCUCCGCAGACUGGUAUGUCCACCUAUAACCACCCCGUGCUGGGCGUCUACAAUCCCCGGGAUGACUUUCCCCUUCGGAAAACAGCCUCUGAACCCAACUUGAAGCUGCGCUCCAGGCUGAAGCAGAAGGUCAGCGAGCGAAGGAGUAGUCCACUUCUUCGCCGUCGAGACAGUCCCAUCUCCUCUGCAAAAAAACGCUCCUUGGACAUAGCAGAUUCCGUGUGUAGCAGUGCCCCAGGCUCGGGCCCAAGCUCCCCGAACAACAGUUCCAACAACAUUCCCAACGAAAACGGCAUCACUGUGUCAGUCUCCAACAGCACUGAGAUAUCAAUGAGCCAGAGGCUGUGCAGUGGUGCUGAGCGGGGCUCUAUAAGCCAGCUGUCCCUCUACACCUCACCAUCUUUACCAAACAUCACGCUGGGCUUGCCUGCCACUGCCACCGCCACCGCUGCAUCCAAUGUGACAUCGGCGCAGCAGGAUGGCGUUUUGCAGCCGGCGCUCUCUCUCAGCCCUCCUUUCCUCUCCGGUGGCCACUUGACACAGUACCUGGCUGAGACAGCAGCAGGGACAGGCGGGCAUGGCGGGCACAGUCCGCUACUUCAGCACAUGGUACUCAUGGAGCAGAAUCCUGCACAGAGCCCCCUGGUGACAGGUGUCAGUGGCUUGUCUAUGUCGUCGGCAGCCUCCAUGGCCAAGCUGCAGAGGCAGCAUCGACCUCUGGGACGCACUCAGUCGGCACCGUUGCCCCAGGGAAGCGCUGCCCAGGCCCACGCACAGGCACUGGCCCUGCAACAGCUGGUGGUCCAGCAGCAACACCAACAAUUCCUGGAAAAGCACAAGCAACAGUUCCAGCAGCAGCAGCUCCAAUUCAACAAGGUAAGAAAGAUGAUAGCCAAGCCCAGCGAGUCGCCGGUGGGCCGACAGCACCAGAGCCACCCUGAGGAAACAGAGGAGGAGCUGAGAGAGCACCAAGCUGUUGGUGCCUUACCGCUAGGGGUCACCAUCAAGCAGGAGCCCCCUGACCCGCAAGAGCUGGAGGAGGAGGUGCUACAGCAGCACAGAGAGAGGCAGGCGGAACAGGAACUUCUCUUCAGACAGCAGGCCCUGUUGUUGGAACAGCAACGUAUUCACCAGCUGAGAAACUACCAGGCUUCCAUGGAAGCGGCCGGCCUAUCUAUCUCCUUCCCAGGACACCGCCCUCUUUCCCGGGCGCAGUCGUCUCCAGCUACAGCCUCCUCAUUUUCCAUCAGUGUCCCAUCCACUGAUCCGCCCGUCAAGCCACGCUUCACCACCGGUCUGGUGUAUGAUUCUCUCAUGCAGAAGCAUCAGUGCAUGUGUGGCAACACCAAUAGUCACCCAGAGCAUGCGGGGCGGAUCCAGAGCAUUUGGUCCCGUUUGCAGGAGACUGGACUGAGGGCGCAGUGCGAGUGCAUCCGCGGGAGGAAGGCCACUCUUGAGGAACUGCAGACCGUUCACUCUGAAGCCCACGUCUCGUUGUAUGGAACCAACCCUCUCCGGCAGAAACUUGAUUGUUCAAUCACUCCCAUGUUUGUGCGGCUACCAUGUGGCGGUGUGGGGGUGGACAGUGACACGAUCUGGAAUGAAGUCCACUCCUCCAGCGCAGCUCGCCUCGCUGUCGGCUCUGUCGUGGAGCUCGUCUUCAAAGUGGCCACCGGGGAACUGAAGAAUGGUUUCGCUGUGGUGCGACCUCCUGGACACCAUGCAGAGGAAAGCACUCCAAUGGGUUUUUGCUACUUCAACUCUGUAGCCAUCGCUGCCAAACUGCUGCAGCAGAGACUCAACAUUACCAGGAUCCUCAUCGUUGACUGGGAUGUUCACCAUGGGAACGGCACCCAACAGGCUUUCUACGAUGACCCCAACGUUCUUUACCUGUCCAUUCAUCGCUAUGACGACGGCAAUUUCUUCCCUGGAAGUGGGGCGCCUGAGGAGGUGGGAAGCGGCCUUGGAGUCGGGUUCAACGUCAAUGUCGCCUUCACUGGAGGCCUGGACCCGCCCAUGGGAGAUGCCGAGUACCUGGCUGCCUUCAGAUCAGUGGUGAUGCCGAUUGCCAAUGAGUUUGCCCCGGAUAUUGUGCUUGUGUCCUCUGGCUUCGAUGCCGUGGAAGGACACCCUCCACCACUGGGAGGUUACACUCUGACGUCCAAAUGUUUGGGAUUUCUGACCCGCCAACUGAUGAGCCUUGCUGGAGGCCGGUUAGUCCUGGCACUAGAGGGGGGUCAUGACCUCACUGCCAUCUGCGACGCUUCCGAGGCUUGUGUGGCUGCGCUGCUUGGACAGGAGUUGGACCCACUGGCCAAGGCCGUCCUGGAGCAGAGACCCAACCCUAAUGCUGUUCGCUCCCUAGAGAAAGUUCUGGAGACGCACUGUAAGUACUGGCGUUCAGUGCAUCGCCAAUCACCACUGCUGGGCCUCUCCCAUUUAGAGGCCAAGUGCGGAGAUUCGGAGGAAGCAGAGGCUGUCAGCGCCAUGGCUUCACUAUCUGUAGCCAACACAAGCGCUAUGGAUCACAGAGAGGAGGAGGAACCAAUGGAAGAGGAGGAACCACUGUAACCGGCGGGAAACACAACGGUGUCAGCAUUGACCUCUCCGGAGAAGACCUCUCUGAGAGUCUCGACUGAUCCCCUCAUUUAGUCCCUCCGACCUCGCGCACCACCUUGAUUGGCGGAGGCAGAGGGGGUGGGCUCAGCCUCAAGAGUAGGGAGCCAAUCAGGAGACCGAGGGCCGGACUACGGGGGUAAAAAAAAAAUAACAAAAACAUUGUUGCUUCACAGUCCUCGUGAGGAGACUUUUUUUUUUUUUUUUCUGUCAGUCUUUGCGCCCAACGUUGGCCUAGAGCGGCAGAAAGUUGUUUGGGGUUCGAAGCGAGGUCGGGCUAAGGUUCUCUGUGGAAACCUAAUGGUGCUUCACACAGCUGCCCUAUGACGCCACACUGUCCGAACACCAGGGUCCGCGCACAUCCCUGCUGUCAAUCACAGCUCGGCGGGGGGGUAUUCUUUUCUCAACGACUCCCCCGCCCCCCCGCCCCAAAUAAUUUACAAUACGCGUUCACUGUGGACUUUUCAGUCGGGGCCGCGCCGACUCGUACAAAGACUCGUUCGGGUCAGAGGUUCUGAGAGGAGUGCCUUGGUGAGGGUCCGCCGGAUUUCACGAUUGUUCAGGAAAAGUUUGCCUUAAGAUUUUCUUCUCCGGGAGGGACGAGAGCGAGGGACGACAAAGCAAACAAUCUCUCAGCAUGUUUACUCGGAACGUGGCUGCCACCGCCUCUCUUGAAGAGUCGUUUUACUUUUUUCCGGAUGGAUCUAUUUUUCUGCGGGGAUGGACGCGUUCGGUAAAGGUAGUUGCCAGCUUCAGUGGAAACACCCGUAGUUCAAUUAGCAACUGGUCUUAGCCUUAUGUAGCUUCCCUUUAAUCGAUGGCCGUGUAGUAGUCACGGAAGGAGACGCCCCCAUUGGGAAUGUGACGCAAAGAAAGCCAAAGCAUGAAUCUGCAUCCAACAAAUAUUUUACGGCACACGAGGAAAAGGCGGAAUCGAACAGACUCACGUUACUGUGCUGGCAACUACCUACUUACUCCGAAAAUCCAGUCUUGUAUAUAAAAUUGAGUAUAUUUUGUGAGGCGCCACGGCGUCUUCAUAUCGAUUUUUCCAAGUGUCCACUUUCUUUUCAAACUUUUUUUUUUCCCAUUCAUCAUAGAUUUGUUACUGGGUUUUUUUUUUUCAUCCGAUUUCUGGAUAGUUACAGGGCUGUCACAGGAUUCUUGUAUUUAUCAAAAGUAAAGAGCGCCUUUCUUUCUUUGUACGGCUCUCCAUCGAUUGUGUAUUUAUAAUGUACUGUUUAUAGAAGAUUUGUAUAUGGAAAUUUA
Nerophis ophidion (straightnose pipefish) is the source of this 4952-nucleotide messenger RNA. Its product is annotated as histone deacetylase 4-like. Gene Ontology annotation, molecular function: histone deacetylase activity. NCBI's taxonomy places the organism in Eukaryota, Metazoa, Chordata, Actinopteri, Syngnathiformes, Syngnathidae. The record is from RefSeq and is a predicted model, not a curated record. Gene Ontology annotation, cellular component: histone deacetylase complex. The transcript is spliced from 27 exons. Gene Ontology annotation, biological process: negative regulation of transcription by RNA polymerase II; chromatin organization. Bases 357 to 3641 code for a protein of 1094 amino acids.